This is a messenger RNA of Diceros bicornis minor, 871 nucleotides long. RefSeq names its product leucine zipper protein 4 (gene LUZP4). NCBI's taxonomy places the organism in Eukaryota, Metazoa, Chordata, Mammalia, Perissodactyla, Rhinocerotidae. The record is from RefSeq and is a predicted model, not a curated record.
AUGAAGAAAGUUUUUUGUAUCCCUAAUCACAUUGGAUGCUCAAAAGUCAGAAAGGAGGUUGAAGAAAGAAAUCAUGAUAAAAAGCCGUACCAAGAACCUUCUGGAUUCAAGUCUGGACAAAGCCCUUUAUACAAGCAGGCUUUAAUUAAGCAGGAUAAGUGCAAUGGCAAGUCUAAGGCCCAAGCAGAGAGGAAUGGAGGCCAAUCAGAGAAGAACCAGCAUCAAUCGGAAGGAUCUCAACGCCAACCGGAAGAAAAUCGACACCAUUCAGAGAGAUCUCAAGGCCACUCAGAGAGAUCUCAUUGUCAGUCAAAGAGAUCUCGAGGGCAAUUAAAGAGAUCUUAUGGCCAAUCAGAGAGAUUUCGUGGCCAAUCAGAGCGAUCUCGUGGCCACACAGAAAGAUCCUGUGGCCAAUCAGAGAGAUUUCAUGGUCAAUCAGGGAGAUCUCAUGGCCACUCAGAGAGAUCUCGUGGCUACUCAGAGAGAUCUCGUGCCACUCAGAGAGAUUUCGUGGUCACUCAGAGAGAUAUCAUGACCACUCAAAGAGAUCUCAUGUCCUAUCAGAGAGAUCUUAUGUCCUAUCAGAGAGAUCUCAUGUCCUAUCAGAGAGAUCUUAUGUCCUAUCAGAGAGAUCUCAUGGUCAGUCAGAGAGAUCUCAUGGCCAAUCAGGGAGAUAUCGAAGACACUCACCAGUAGGAAGAUUCAAAACAUCACCCAGAAUUGAGUCUGAAUUUGACAGGUCUUUUAAAAUGAAAAAAAGGAAUGAAUACUACCACAGAGGGAUGCAGCAAAGAAAUCAUCAAAUGAACAUGAAUCGAGGGGUAAGUAUCAGCACUUUCAACUUUAUAGCACAGAAUCCGUGUCUUUUUAC